AUGCAAAGUUUAAUCCGAACACCACACCUAAUAGCGCCAACGAUUGCAGUGGUGAUGCUGCUCUUGCUGAUACCAACCUCUUCGGAAGUGGAAAUCGAUUGCAACAGUUUACGGAUGGGACAGUACAUCUGUCCGGACCCAACGCUUCGUCAAAUCGAUCCCAAAACACAGCAGCUUCGCGGAUGUACCCAGGAAAACAAGGCACGCGUGUGGUGCGUCGCCGUGGACGGUAUUGUGUGCAGUGAGACGAAGAACACGAGCUUCACACGCGAGAUGCCAUGCAAAUGGACCAACGGAUAUCACUUUGACACGGCGCUUUUGCUAUCCGUCUUUCUUGGCAUGUUUGGUGCAGAUCGGUUCUAUCUCGGAUAUCCGGCACUCGGGCUGCUAAAAUUCUGCACCCUCGGUUUCAUGUUUCUGGGCCAGCUGGUGGACGUGAUACUGAUAGCAACGCAAGUCGUUGGGCCAGCCGAUGGGUCGGCAUACAUCAUACCGUACUACGGACCGGUCAUUACUGUCGUGCGAAGUGAUAACUGGACGUACCGGCUAGCGCAGGAUAACUGGUGA
This is a messenger RNA of Anopheles marshallii, 567 nucleotides long. RefSeq names its product TM2 domain-containing protein CG10795 (gene bisc). The record is from RefSeq and is a predicted model, not a curated record. Lineage: Eukaryota; Metazoa; Arthropoda; Insecta; Diptera; Culicidae. The coding region runs from base 1 to 567 and encodes 188 amino acids. The transcript has 2 exons.